This is a messenger RNA of Rhipicephalus sanguineus (brown dog tick), 2816 nucleotides long. RefSeq names its product pituitary tumor-transforming gene 1 protein-interacting protein-like. Gene Ontology annotation, cellular component: nucleus; cytoplasm. Gene Ontology annotation, biological process: protein import into nucleus. The record is from RefSeq and is a predicted model, not a curated record. Lineage: Eukaryota; Metazoa; Arthropoda; Arachnida; Ixodida; Ixodidae.
GCGCGUGUCUGCAAGUGUGCAAGUUGCCGGAGUUGGCUGGCUGCGCCAGCCCGCGCUCGCGUGUUGAUUUCGCUCGCCCCGAACUUCCUCAUUGUGCGUACGACAAGCCAGUUGAAAGAGCUUGCUGCGGGAACGCUUCGCCGCUCCCGUUUCGAUAACAGGAGCGCGACCGUUCAGACGUGUCUUGGAACCCGUGCCGCCCAAGCUUAGAAAUGUGCAACGUUCAGAGUGCGACGUUGUUUUUCCUUAUCGCCUGUUGCAUCUCGCCCGUUGUGUUUACAUCGGACCCUACAACGACGAGUCAUGUGCCAUCCGCAACAACGGAGCCUCCUCCGCACGUGUCCACAACGAUAUCGCCUCAAACAGCAUGCGCGCAGAAGUCAAACACAUCUUGUUCCGAUUGCUUAGCAGCUGGCACUGGGUGUUACUACUGCUCUACGACGAGAAGAUGUGGCUUUUAUCCGUACAAGAGGCUCAUCCCAAGCCACGAUGAGUGUGCCUACUUCUCAGAAGUAUACUGGGGUGUUUGCUUCAUUUCCCUACAAGGCACGGUGAUUACUAUCAGCGUGGUCGUCGGCACUAUUCUGCUCGCGCUAGUGGUGUGCUGUUGCUGCUGCUGUCGCAAGCGUCAGAACAGCAAAUGGCUGCGCGACAUGGCUCGCAUGGAAGAGGAGAGGAGGCAGCGCCAGGAACGUGCAGACGAAAGACGGUCCGAGCGCAAGGCACGCAACGACGACAUCCGACGCAAAUACGGCCUUGUUCGCGAGGAGACGCCUUACACUCGCUUUUGACCACUGAUCUUGCUCCUGCGAGCAGGUUAACUUAACGGAGUGGCCGUUGUACCGCGAGCUCUGUCUUGGGCAGUUAAAGCCUGCCACACAAAACCAAGCUGGCCCGCAAGAGGUGCAACAGCAAACAGCCCAGCCAUCGAGGCUGGGCUUUUUCUUAUGUCACCCACUUUCUUAACACAAACUUGCAAACUUUAAAUGCUGAUGUACUACAUCUAGCAAAUUGUAAUGACAUAGCAACUCGACUUGCUGCACCCCUUGCCUCACUAAGGAUGAAGCACCUUUCCUGAAGUGAGCAGUUUUAUGCGGCCGUCCUGUGUAUUCAUGGCUGAAAUACUAGAACAGCGUGUGUGAAGUCGCACACAUGCACCUGGCUACUUUGCUUAUACUGUUAGUUUUGCCACUUCAGUUUGCAGGGCAUCUUUGUGAUUGCUUCAUCAAAUUCACCAUCAAAGGCAACAAGAUGCCGAGAGGUUGUAAUAUGAGGUCAUGGUGAAGAAGUGAAUGAUGGCUCAUAAACUGCCCUUGUGCACUUUGACCUUAAGUGCUGGUGGCAGAAGGGCAAUGUGGCAUAAACAAACUGUGGUGUGUUCUUUUUUUUAUGGUUAAAUAUACUGUGGUGUGUGCUUUCUUUUUUUUUAAUGAUUAAAUAUACACUGAUGGUAGUGCAAAUAGAAAAAAAAAAAAAAACCCUGCAGAGGCCUGAGUACCUUUAGAUAAAGCCCAAGGAAGGGGAGCAUGUCAUAUGUUCAACACCACUCUUAAAGUUUUCUCGCUGUUUUUUUUUUUUUCGCUGCCUCUUGCAGCUAAUUCUUAAUGUUAUUAUGGAGUACUUAGUUUUGUUUUUGCUCUUACACACAUUUUGUGGAAUUCUCAGCUGUACAAUCCUUGUGCAUUAUUCAGCGUGCAUGGUUAUUGCAUAUUCCUAGGCAAAGUGACCUGGUUGUUGUGUGCUUUUACAAGUGCAGUCUUCCCUUCCUUAAAAUGAAUGGGAUUUUCAGGAAAAUGAAUGGAAUUUUCAAGGUGUGGUAAUGUUUGUUUGUAAGCACCUAGCAACAUACAUUCAAUGUGACCCAUGCAUUCCAAGUGUAAAAAGUGUUUGGCAAAGUAGUUCCUGAUCAUAUAAAUAAACUUUGUUUUCACUAAAAUUCAUUUUGUUCCUGUCACUCUUGGCUGUCGUGUCACAUAUUUUAAAAUUUUUUUUUCUGUAGCGGUAAGGUCUUACCCAAUGGACCUUGAAUGUGUGUUGGAUUAAAAUACGGCAUAUAGAAUGUCACUGUGUUGAACCUUAUGAAAAAAAUAAACUGAUUUUACAUGGCCUUAAGCCUUUAGUGACAGCAUUACACGAUUCGACUAAACGACAAGUUGCACUCAGGAAACUGUUCAUGAAAAGUUAUGAGAUUUGCAAUAACUAUGGAGCAAUGUUAAUAGUUUGAUGACCAUAUUCUGAGCAGCUCAUUUAAUCCGUUUGAACCUACAGUUGUGCAUGGUGCAGGCGCCAGCGAAGUGUUUGUGAUCAGGAGAGGCAGUUGACUGAAUUUUCAUACAGGAUUAACAUCUCUUGUAGCAGAGCAUCCAUUAUAUAUGCAGAUGUAUAAUCUCUCGAUUGCAUUGCUGCAUUCGAUACAUAUCAAAUUUUUUUAAAUAUUGUACACCACUAUAUAUUUAACAAGGUGACUGAGCACAAAGGCAAUCACAAGUGAUUUUGUAGUGAAAGGCAAUAUUUUUGCUUGCUGAUCUCUGUGGAUAUAUCAUUGGAUAUAUAUAUAUAUAUAUAUAUAUAUAUAUAUAUAUACAUACGUGGUGCUUUUUUUUUUUUAAGUGCUAUGGUGAUGGUGUGCACUGCAGGCAUCAUCUGCUUGUGCAUGUUUUUGUCAGCACCAGACACUUUGGUAGGGACGUGCCCCACUACAGGGAAGCACCGAGUUACCAAUGGCUUCCAUUUCAAAAACUGAAAAGCGAAUGGAGGGGUAUUAUUUGUUCUUUGCUAGGAAUAAUCAAUAAAGGUAUUCCAUAUUAUUGUCUUGG